Molecule: messenger RNA, 1991 nt
Organism: Eupeodes corollae
Lineage: Eukaryota; Metazoa; Arthropoda; Insecta; Diptera; Syrphidae
Product: lysosomal acid glucosylceramidase-like
Exons: 11
Coding region: 74-1708 (544 amino acids)
Biological process (GO): glucosylceramide catabolic process
Molecular function (GO): glucosylceramidase activity
Source: RefSeq, a predicted model, not a curated record
UACAGCUUACGAAAAAAAUAUUCUGAGCUUCGUGUUUAAUUUAAAAUCAGAACGUUUUGUGUUUCUUCUUAGAAUGGUACUCUUAAAAAUGAAAGCUUGUAUCGGUAUUGAAGCAAUCCUAUUUUUACUUUGCAUUAAUGAAGAAUUUAGAUUCAGCUUGACUAGUAGUACACCUUGUGCUCUUCGUGACACAGCUUACGGAAAUGUAUGCGUCUGCAAUACGACUUAUUGUGAUUUCCUGGAACCAGUUAGUCCUGCAAGUGAAGAUAGCAUUGUGGUUACCUCCUCAAGCAAGGCUGGUCUUAGGUUUGCCACAAAAUUGGGACAGUUUUCAGAUCAAAAAAUAAUGAUAAAUGAUUUGAACGAACGCAGUGAAGAAAACACAACAUCAAUGAUAUCGAUCGAAUUAGAAGCUUCAAAACGCGUCACGAAAAUUCAAAUUGAUCGAAGUAAGAAAUAUCAAAAAAUUGUUGGUUUUGGAGGAGCAUUUACUGGUGCAGUGUCUUAUAAUUUAAAGAAUCUACCCCAGGAACUACAAGAUGCAGUUUACGAAUCAUAUUUCUCAAAGAAAGGAAUUGGAUACACUAUGAUUCGUAUGCCAAUUGGAGGUACUGACUUUGAUUUAGAACCUUGGGCAUAUAACGAAGAACCAGAAGAUGAUAAAGAUUUAUCAAAUUUCACCAAAUUAAAUGAUCUUGAUGAAGAAAAGAUUAAACAAAUCGAAAGGCUUAAAUCAGUUGCAAAUAUUGAACAUAUAAAAAUUCUUAGUUCUGCUUGGAGUCCACCGAAAUGGAUGAAAACUGUACACUCGUGGAAUGGAUUUAGUUUUCUUGAGGAAAAAUAUUAUCAAACCUGGGCUCUUUAUCAUCUCAAGUUCAUUGAACUAAUGGCAGAACAAAAUAUGCCAAUUUGGGCCAUUACAACCGGCAACGAGCCAUUGAAUGCCAUUUUCAUGACUCAUGUCAUAAAAUUUUUGUCACUCGGAUGGACCCCGAACAGCCAAUCAAUUUGGCUGGCAGAUAAUUUAGGACCAACCAUAAAACAUUCAAAAUUCAAAGAUGUCAAAAUUUUCUGCAACGAUGGUCAAACAUACACCUACCCGUUUUGGUUUGUAUUGAUGAAUGCAACGCGAACAGAAUCUUUAGACUUUUUGGAUGGAUUAGCGGUGCAUUGGUAUUUCGAUGAAUAUUAUGGACCCAAUUUGAUUGAGGAAACUCAUAAAAUGAUGCCUGAUAAAAUUAUAAUUAAUACAGAAGCUACAAUUAUGGGCAAGCCUAAAUUGGGUUCAUGGGAUGAUGCAGAACAAUAUAUAACUAAUUACAUGAAAGACCUUAAGCAUUCGUUUAAUGGAUACAUCGAUUGGAAUAUGAUUUUGAAUGAAGAAGGUGGACCGACUUAUAUUAAAAAUUAUUUACACGCUGCUAUUAUCGCCAAUGAAACAAGCGGUCAGGAGAUAUACAAACAACCAAUCUUCUAUGCCAUCGGUCAUUUCUCGAAGUUCCUUCCCGAAGGAUCGAUAAGGAUAGAUGCUAAACAUUCAAAUAAGGACCUUGAUUGCGCUUCGUUUGAACGUCCUGAUGGAAGAAUUGCUUUAAUCCUCUCCAAUAGUGCCCAAGAAGAAGCCAUCGUUAAUCUGGCCGAUAGUGUCCGCGGAGAUGUUGAGAUCACAAUUCCGCCAAAAUCAUUGCAUACGAUUGAAUAUAAUUAGAAUCAUUUUUGAAGGAGGGAGGCGUCUUUGUGCGUCUACGAAGAGCAUGGGUACCAUUUUUGACGUAAAUAUAAUUAUUAUGCUGAUGUGGUAGUGCAUUAAAUUUUCUUCAUAAAUAUUCCAACGAUAUCGCCGACGACGACAAAAUGGUGACUGUUGUGUUUUGGUUUCUUCGUAAAAGAUAUAAAAUGUAACAAUAUUUUAUGACCAUCACCUAAAUUAAGUGUAAUUGUGCGUCGUAAAAAUGUAAAUUUAUUCAUGGCGCAGCGUGUAUAUUAUUCAA